UUCUGCCGUGGAGCCGCCGCGCAGCACGACAGCUGCAGUGCCGUCGGAGCUGGUGUCAUCUCCGUCGCGGUCCGACCUGAUGGAGGCCAUACGACAGGCGGGCGGCCGCAGCCAGGCCAGGCUGAGAGCUGUCAGCACCGGCGCACCGCAGCGUAAACAGGAUGCCGACGCGCCUCCCAGCGGCGAUCUAAUGGCGGCCCUCGCUGCCAAGCUUUCCAUACGACGAAAGGGCAUCUCGGGCGACAAGACGCACCCCGACUGGUCUGAGACGUCGGGCGCGCUGGCUAAGGUGUCGGCGCUCAUCCCGCCGCCGCCGAUCGACGGCGACGCCGCGGACCACCCGCCCGACGACCUCGACUGGAGCUGAGCCGACGUGGGGACUGGAGCUGAGGCCGCUGCUCAGCUGACAUGGGGGCUGGAGCUGAGGCUGCUGCUCCACUGACACGGGGACUGGAGCUGAGGCUGCUGCUCCACUGACACGAGGACUGGAGCUGAACCGACACGGGGACUGGAGAUGAGGCUGCUGCUCCACUGACACGGGACUGGAGCUGAGGUCGCUGCUCCACUGACACGGGGGACUGGAGCUGAGGCCGCUCCUCCGCUGACACCGGGACUGGAGCUGAGGCUGCUCCUCCGCUGACACCGGGACGAGCUGGGGCCGCUCCUCCGCUGACACCGGGACUGGAGGCAAGGCUGCCGCUCCGCUGACACCGGGAGUGGAGUUAAACUGGUCGAUCUACUGUGAUGGUUAGAAAAACGCCCUUCCACAAAUGAUUUUAUACGAUCGUUGGUGGUGUAGGUUGUGACUGAUGAAGGGGCUCAUGAUGUAUACCUUGCCGUUGCCUUAUGUGCAUUAUGAGCAUCAGGAAAGCAUUUAUGACGCUGUUAUUGUAUUCAGUUCAGUUAUUUCCAUAUGGCUCUGACAGUCCAGUGAUGAGCACCAUAUGGCCAUUGUAGUCGGUGCGCCCCAAAGCCAAAAUUAUCACAGCGGAUGUUUAUCGCGACAGUAAAUUGCCAGUUAAGUUAUUAUCCGCAAGCCGUGCUAGUAUUCAUGUGUCAUUCAUCUUCAACGUAUGCCAGGGUUUCCGGAGUGAAAUUCCUUGCAGAUUCAGCAUUGUUGUCAACAAAAUUGGAAAAAUUAUAGCAUACGCAUGCAUGUGUGCGCCAUGUGAAAAUCGGGCAUAUGUAUUGGUUCUGUAAUAUACUCCAGAGCCGAU
Messenger RNA from Pollicipes pollicipes, 1217 nucleotides. Its product is annotated as WASH complex subunit 1. The record is from RefSeq and is a predicted model, not a curated record. Bases 80 to 367 code for a protein of 95 amino acids. Lineage: Eukaryota; Metazoa; Arthropoda; Thecostraca; Pollicipedomorpha; Pollicipedidae. The transcript has 4 exons.